AUGUCUUAUCUAUACCCAAUACCAAAAAAGGAAGACUGGGAAUAUGACCUAAACAAAACUAGACCUAUAGUUAUAAUGGAACCAUCUGAAAAAUAUACAUCCACAAUAACACCAAUACAAAUUCUUAACAAUACCAUAGAACAUGUCAAUCAACAUAAAAUACCUUUAUACAUUUUUUUUCGAGACAUGUCAAAAGCUUUUGAUAAUGUAGACCAUCAAAGACUUAAAAUAGCAUUAAAAUGUAUUGAACAAGGUGAUCCACUCUCACCAAUUAUAUGGAAAAUAUUUUACGACCCUAUUUUAGCACAUAUUACCAAUAAUUAUGAAACAGACCUGUUAACUAUUAAAACAACUUCACCUGAACAAAUAAAUAUGCCAAAUAAUCAUCAUAUCACUAGUUUCAAAAAUAAUAAAGGUGAUCUUCUUAACAAACAAGCUGAUAAAUUAGCAAAAGAAGGGCAUAAUAUUGAUCCUAUAACAUAUAAUUAUGAUUCAAUCAAAAAUUUUACUGAAGCUAAAUGGAAUGGGUAUGAAAUUCCUGUCAAAACUAAGUUGUUGUUAUCCGGAAAAUUUACCACAUUGAUGUCACAUAAAUAA
Messenger RNA from Entrophospora candida, 597 nucleotides. The record is from the annotation of a GenBank genome assembly. Lineage: Eukaryota; Fungi; Glomeromycota; Glomeromycetes; Entrophosporales; Entrophosporaceae.